AUGUCCUCAACCACACUUGCCAGAGAGAUCCACAUAUCCGCUGUAGGAAUGGCUCAACCGCAGGCCAACAUCAAGCAGCACCACCAGCUGCCCAUAUCUACAAGACACCUCACCACCACAAGCGGCGACUAUGACACCUCAAACCCGCCUGAGGUCCGCAAAUACCUAAGAACAUAUGGCAUGGUCCCGCCGGCCGUCGAGAGCCAUGAGCAGCAGAUGCAAAGAUGCCUCAACAUACUCGCAUUGAAGUCGUCGAACAUUGAGAAGUGGCAGUAUCUGACUCAACUCCGCGCGACCAACGUCCACCUGUUCUACCGCCUUCUGGCACAGAACGUCAAGCAAAUCACACCCCUAAUAUACACACCCACCGUCGGCGAGGCCUGCCAGCGAUGGUCGGAACUUUAUACUCAGCCCGAGGGCCUGUACCUAUCCUACUCAGAUCGCGGCCACCUGUACUCCAUCCUCCAAAACUGGCCCCACAAUGUCGACAUCACCGUGCUCACGGACGGCUCGAGGAUAUUAGGUCUUGGCGACCUUGGUGUCGGCGGUAUGGGUAUUCCUGUUGGCAAGCUAGCGCUGUACACCGCUUGCGCCGGCAUCAGGCCAGAGGGCACGCUUCCAUUGUGCUUGGACUUGGGGACAAACAACAAGGCGCUCCGCGAGGACCCGCUCUACAUGGGCAGCAGGCGGGAGAAGGUCUCGCCUCAGGAGGAGAAGGAGUUCCUGGAUGAGCUGAUGGCAGCGCUCACCGAGAGGUGGCCGGGCAUCGUCAUCCAGUUUGAGGACUUCAAGAACCCCUUCCCCGCCCUUGAGCGGUACAAGGACACCUACACCAUGUUCAACGAUGAUGUUCAAGGCACUGGCUCCGUCAUCACCGCAGGUAUCAUCAGCGCUGUCAAGCUUGCGGGCAUCCCCGUCAGGGAUCACAAGGCCAUUUUCCUUGGCGCUGGCAGUGCUGGUGUGGGCGUCGCAAAGCAAAUUGUCGAGUUCUUCAUCAAAGAGGGGCUCACUGAGGACGAAGCGAGGCGGAAGUUCUGGUUUGUCGAUUCGCAAGGUCUCGUGACCAACGAUCGCGGCGGCAGGCUAGCCGAGCACAAAGUCUACUUCUCCCGCGACGACAACGAAGGCAGGCAAAUCACGUCGCUCGAAGAGCUCAUCGACUACGUCAAGCCCACCAUCCUGAUGGGUCUGUCCACCAUCGGCGGCGCCUUCAACGCAGAGAUUCUACAACGUAUGGCACAGCUCAACGACCGCCCCAUCAUCUUCCCCCUCUCGAACCCCUCCUCCAAGUCCGAGUGCACGUUCGAGGAGGCCGUCAAGCACACCGACGGCCGCUGCCUCUUCGCCUCCGGCUCGCCGUUCCCGACGCUCGAGCACGCCGGCAAGUCCCUGACGCCCGGCCAGGGCAACAACAUGUACGUCUUCCCCGGCAUCGGGCUUGGCGCCAUCCUCUCCAAAGCCGUGUCCGUCACCCAAGACAUGAUCUACGCCUCUGCCGUCGGUCUGGCCACCUCCCUCAAUGAGUCCGAGACCCAGCAAGGUUGGCUCUACCCAGAUAUCCGCCGCAUCCGUGAGGUCAGCGUUAGCGUGACCAGGCAUGUCAUCCGCGCCGCGCAGGACGGCGGAGUGGAUCGCGAGCUCGCGAUCAGGCAUCUGGACGAUGCGCAGCUGGAUCAGUACAUCAAGGAGCGCAUGUACGAUCCGUUUAGAGAGGGCGAGAAGAUCCAGGAUGAGGUUAACCAGCUGUUUGCUACGGUAAGCGGCGGCGCGACCGCGGCGCCGAUUGAGCUCGUGAGCGCGAGGGCGUCAUGCCAUUUGUAG
Messenger RNA from Coniosporium apollinis CBS 100218, 1821 nucleotides. RefSeq lists its product as uncharacterized. NCBI's taxonomy places the organism in Eukaryota, Fungi, Ascomycota, Dothideomycetes. The coding region runs from base 1 to 1821 and encodes 606 amino acids. The transcript has 6 exons. Gene Ontology annotation, cellular component: mitochondrion. Gene Ontology annotation, molecular function: malate dehydrogenase (decarboxylating) (NAD+) activity; NAD binding. The record is from RefSeq and is a predicted model, not a curated record. Gene Ontology annotation, biological process: malate metabolic process; pyruvate metabolic process.